UCUAAUGAAAACAACGAAUGGUUAUCCGAGAGUGGAUCCAGCACGCGUUCGGUAACGUGUUUACCGCACGAUUCAAAGCUUCGCACCGAAUGUGUUCGCAUCCUCACAGUGAUCACUCACCCGUGAUAACCAGCCGCCCUUGAAAGGAUAAUAUCGUUUCAUGCCGGGAUACACAAAGAGAGUGUGUGCGCGCGCAAUAUCAUGUAGCAGUGUUCGUUAUCUUGUUCCACCUCCUGGAUAGUACUAGUUAGUUAUCUAUCGUUUCUUUUGUCGUGUAUAACGUCAAAUGCCAAGGUAGCAAAGUAGCCAUACAACGUCUACCUGUGUGAUCGGUGAACUGAUUUUCGAACAUCAUAAUACUUCAGUGUUCCUUCUAUUUCUGUCCGUUUUUCGUCAUCAUUGUACUUUUCUCUAAUUCCUUUCGGUGUUGUUGUACUCCGUGGUGCCCGAUGCUAGCGUACUGAAACGGGUGUGAACUGGCGAAAGCGAACGAAAGCAUUAACUUCUUUUCACUACGGCGCCAUCCGUGCCGUUUCCGGGGACCAGUCGUUCGCGGUGGGCUUCGGCGCCACACCGUGGAGGGCCACGGGUCCCCGCCACCGUCAGUACCUCCUUUCUGAGGUACGGGGAAGCUCGGUACGUCACCUCCCGUACAAAGUGAAGCCAGCCGGAAUUUAAACGUAGGUCUGUGCUUCGUUAUAAGUACCGCCCGAUCUGGGCAGUACGUAGGUGCUGGUAACGAAUACGGCACAACUACAAAACCCGGGUAGCUCGCAGAGUGCAGGCGACAAGAUGACCUGUACAAAAGCGACGACACGAGGACUGUCGCUCGAUCUCAGUUCGCCGUUUAGCCCGCACGUAUCGGAUCUACGCAGCCCGGAGGAUAUAAAUUUAAACCUUUACAACUUCGACAAAGUAGACGCUCUCAAUUGCCCAUAUGUCUUAACGAGUCCACGCUCGCUUGAAGCCUGUGCCAACCUCGGAAUCAAACCGGUCGAGCUUUUGUCUAAAAGCUUCGAAGAGUUUCGCGACGAACUGCCCAGUUAUACGCCGUUCGAAGAAGUCAAACACCUCUAUAAAUUAUUCGAAAUUCAGAGAACGAAGAAACUGGAACGAUGUCGAAAGGAGCGUGAAUAUAUCCUGAACAUGGAACGGCUGAAGAGGCACCGAUCACAGUCUGUAUCUCCUGGGCGACGACGAAAUCGGGUAGAUAUGCCUAUCCUCGAGGUUGUCCUUUCCGGGAGCUCCGAUGAGGAAAAGGAAAGUAGUGCGUCACAUACAGAAGCCCAAACCCCUGAGACGCCUCCGCAGGUUUCUACCCCUGGGGGUGACUCCCACACGACGGCGGAAAGCUUGGAUCACGACAUUUUGAGUGUGGAGGACGAGAUGGUGAACCGGCCAAGUGGAAGUCUUCCACGUAGUAAAAGUACCCCAGCAUCACCGUUCCAUAAAGCACAAAGUCUACAAGUGGGUUGUCUUCUUCCGUUAGCUUCGUCAAAGAUCAUCUCCCGUCUCGACGAUAGCAAUCUGACCCGCUCGACUAAAGUUAAAUUACCCCCUAAAGAUAUUCGUCUACUUGAAAUGAUGGUGAAACGACGAGAGGCCGAACUAGAGGCAGAAGAACGCCGGCGACGAGCACAUGAAGAAUGGGAGCGCGAGCGGGAAGAGCUUCGGCGAAGACGAGAAGAAGCUCUCAAAACAAGAAGCCUCAAACGGGUCAAAGACAAGGGCAAAGCUGAUCAACAAAAUAGCACUACUGAUAAACGCAUGUACAAAUCGCAGCCGACGACACCCGAUUGGGUCGCUAGCGAAUGCACUUCAUCAAGAACCUCAAGGGAAAACCUGGCCCAAGGGAGCAAGAACGAUGCCAAAGGAGAUACGGUUAUGGGCCGAGGCCAACGAAAGACGCCUCCGCGACCUGGCGAGCUAAGUGAGCGUAUCGCAAAGAUGCAUUUGCAGUUACAGUUGCAACACAAUCCCUCAGGACGACAGGGUCCUACAAAAAGCGCUACUGACGAGCGGUUGCGAGCCGCUGGUGAGCGCGUACGAAAUCGGGUGCAGGAGUUAGAGGCGAAGAUUCGGGAAAAGGAAGAGCGAGCUCAGGAGAGAGUUCGAAUUCGACGGAACGAACGUGAACAGGAAAUGCAGCGAAGCUCAGAGCAACAUCACGGACGAAUCAUUGUGGCGAGGAAGAAUCAAAAAGAACUCGAUGCAGCUCUCGAUAUGUGGCGAUGCAAGGUCAGCGAAUACCAAGUUGCGUCAAACGCGCGGGCGCAAGAGAGGGUUAAAGAACUUCUAGAAGAAAAAAAACGGCGUGCACAAAGGGAUCGCGAGGGUCGAGAAAAGAGCUUCCGCAAAGGCCUGGAGCGAGUGACUGUGUUAGAGGGUGAAAGGUUAACACAAAUGAUCCAACGACUUCGCCAAAAGGAGGAGCGAGCUCGACAGUUUACCACAGAAAAACAGGCGUUUAUUGACCAGUCACGGGCACUAGCCAAAGCAUCAUCGGACCUUCGUGAACAAUUAAAGCUAAAGACACAACUAGUCGGGCACGCAGGAAGUCAACAUGGAAGCCAUGGUCGCGACAAGGUUCCUAGACGGCGGCGCGGGAGCAGUUCUACAAGAUCGGGCACUUCUACAUGCGACUCCACGUCGCGCAGUCAAGUAACGACGGAAGCACGGCCUCUGGCGGCGCCUGCCGACACCGAUUCAUGAACCGUCAAUGGUUUAUCCCUGUAGUACCAACACGGAAAAUACGUUCAGCUCACGCCAUCGGGGCCUGACACCAAUGCGAACAGCCCAGUCAUUGAGCUGCGAAACGAAUCGUGCCGCUGUUGGCCUACCGUGCUUAGUACAUCGCUACUCGGGCUAUAGAGAACGACGUGUUUUAGCUUUCGUCGUCUGCUAUCUGUAGAAUGCUGUACAAGCUGAUACUCAGCAGCGGCUGUCUUAAGAGCGCCCACUUCGUACCAACAACCGCUGCGGGAUAAGCACGGAUAAAGAAAAUCGCAGUGAACUAUGCCAUAGAAGUGUUACAAGCAUGUAUCAACUUCCCUAGUGAUUGUCCAACGCGAUGAAUCAUCUAGCUCAACAAAAAAAAAAAA
Varroa destructor (honeybee mite) is the source of this 3101-nucleotide messenger RNA. RefSeq lists its product as uncharacterized. NCBI's taxonomy places the organism in Eukaryota, Metazoa, Arthropoda, Arachnida, Mesostigmata, Varroidae. The record is from RefSeq and is a predicted model, not a curated record.